CUCACGCUGCCACAGACGCGUCGUGUCGUUACUCAGUGAGAGUGUGAAGCCGCCCAGACGGUUUAUUUCGAGGACUUCCUUCACCAUCACGCCGCUGAUGACUGACCCAACGCCGCGCGCUCGCCUUCAGCCCACGGCACAAAGCGGAGAACCAGUCCCCCCCCCCUCCUCCUCCUCCUCCUCCUCCUCGUUUCUCCUCUUCACUAAACAAAGCUAAAGUGUGGGCUGGGCUUGGGAAAGUGAAGAUUUGAAUUUGACUGUUAUCUGAUACGACCCCCUUUUUCCCCUCUUCAUGUCGCUCGGAUAGAAGAGAGCGGGAGGGGGUACCGACUAGAGCUGAGACGAGGAACGCUAUUCCCCCGAAAAACAGUUGUACUCUCGUGCGUGUGUGUGUAGCGUGGGGGGGGGGCGCUCCCUCAACAAAGUCCACGCUGCGCCUCCACGCGUAGACCGCGCAUGAUGGCUGAAGUCAAAGAGCGUCCCGCCGCGUCCCUGCGGUGCGCCUCCUUCCACCGCGACAUAACGCACGAACGAGCCGAUUACAUCCACGAGAUGAGCUGCGGACAGGUGGGGUCGCGUUUGUACAGUCGGAUGUGUUGCGCAGAUGAAAGGGACCGGGUACAAAAGAAGACCUUCACAAAAUGGGUGAACAAGCAUUUGAUGAAGGCCCAGAGGCACAUCACUGACUUGUAUGAAGAUCUCAGGGAUGGACACAACCUUAUCUCCCUGCUGGAGGUGCUCUCCGGAGAGACGCUGCCUCGUGAGAAGGGACGGAUGCGUUUCCACAAACUACAAAAUGUACAGAUUGCCCUGGACUUUCUCAAACACAGACAGGUCAAACUGGUCAACAUCAGAAAUGAUGAUAUCGCAGAUGGAAACCCCAAGCUGACUCUGGGACUGAUAUGGACCAUCAUCCUUCACUUCCAGAUCUCAGACAUUCAGGUGAAUGGCCAGUCGGACGACAUGACAGCCAAGGAGAAGCUGCUGCUGUGGUCCCAGAGGAUGGUGGAGGGAUACCACGGCAUGCGCUGCGACAACUUCACCACCAGCUGGAGGGAUGGAAAGCUCUUCAACGCCGUCAUACACAAACACAGGCCCACUCUGAUUGAUAUGAACAAAGUAUAUCAGCAGACGAAUCAGGUGAACCUGGAGCAGGCCUUCACUGUGGCGGAGAGAGACCUGGGCGUCACCAGACUGUUGGAUCCAGAAGAUGUGGAUGUAACCCACCCAGAUGAAAAAUCCAUCAUCACAUACGUCUCCUCUCUGUAUGAUGUCAUGCCCCGGGUACCUGACGUUCAGGAUGGUGUCAAAGCCAACGAGCUGGAACUGCGUUGGCAAGAGUACUAUGAGCUGGUCACCCUGCUGCUGCAGUGGAUCAGACAUCACAUCAUCGUUUUCGAGGAGAAAAAGUUUCCCAGCAGUUACGAGGAAAUUGAGAUUCUUUGGCGUCAGUUUCUGAAAUUUAAGGAAACAGAGCUCCCUGCAAAAGAGGCAGACAAGAACCGCUCUAAACACAUCUAUAAGUCGUUUGAGGGUGCAGUCCAGGCAGGCCAUGUCAAAGUGCCACCAGGAUAUCACCCCCUUGAUGUCGAGAAGGAAUGGGGUCGUCUGCAUGUUGCCAUCCUGGAGAGAGAGCGCCUGCUAAGGACUGAAUUUGAAAGGCUGGAGCGUCUUCAGAGGAUUGUCAGUAAGGUCCAGAUGGAGUCUGGGGUGUGCGAGGAGCAGCUCAACCAGGUGGAAACCCUUCUGCAGACGGAUGUAAGGAUGCUGAGCUCAGGAAAACCUGCUCAACAUACAUCAGAGAUCGAGGCAGACCUGGAGAAGGCAGAGGGAAUGAUCCGACUCCUUUUCAAUGAUGUCCAACUACUCAAAGAUGGACGCCACCUUCAAGCUGAGCAGAUGUAUCGCAGGGUGUACCGUCUUCAUGAAAGGCUGGUGAACCUGCGCAGUGAGUAUAACCUGCGUCUCAAGUCGGGCUUGUCCACAGUCCAGCUGCCCAUGGCCCAAAUUCAAACCACACAGGUCCUGCAGCAGGCCCCCAUGAGGGUGAGGCCCGAGCUAGAUGAAGUGACGCUGCGUUACAUCCAGGACCUGCUCGGCUGGGUGGAGGAAAACCAGCAGAGAGUGGACCAGGGGGAGUGGGGCUCCGACCUGCCCACCGUGGAGUCACAGCUGGGCAGCCACCGUGGUCUGCACCAGUCUGUGGAGGAGUUUCGUUCCAAGAUUGAGCGAGCAAAGGCUGACGAGAGUCAAGUCUCGCCAGUCAGUAAAGGUGCCUACCGUGACUAUCUUGGCAAGCUGGAGCUGCAGUAUGGCAAGCUCCUGAAUGCCUCCAAGGUUCGCCUGCACAACCUGGACCAGCUUUACGCCUUUGUCACCGCAGCGACCAAAGAGCUGAUGUGGCUCAACGAGAAAGAGGAAGAGGAGGUCAACUACGACUGGAGCGAACGCAACACCAACAUGACAGCUAAGAAAGACAACUACUCGGGUUUGAUGCGAGAGCUGGAGCUAAGGGAGAAGAAGGUGAACUCUGUUCAGGCCACUGGGGACAAGCUUCUGAAAGACGGACACCCUGCCAGGAAGACGGUGGAGGCCUUCACAGCAGCCCUGCAGACUCAGUGGAGUUGGAUCCUUCAGCUGUGCUGCUGCAUCGAAUCCCACCUCAAACAAAAUACUGCCUACUUCCAAUUCUUCUCUGAUGUGAAGGAGGCAGAGGAGAAAAUGAAGAAGAUCCAGGACACGAUGAAAAGGAAGUACACAUGUGACCGCUCCAUCACCGUCACACGGCUGGAGGACCUGCUCCAGGAUGCUGCUGAUGAGAAAGAGCAGCUGAUAGAAUUUAAAACCCACCUGGACGGCCUGAACCACCGGGCCAAGACGACUAUUCAGCUGAAACCACGCAACGCUGCAACCCCGAUAAAGGGCAAGCUGCCCAUCCAAGCUGUCUGUGACUUCAAGCAGAUGGAGAUCACAGUUCACAAAGGAGAUGAGUGUUUCCUGUUAAACAACUCUCAGCCCUACAAAUGGAGGGUGGUGAAUGACAAAGGCAGCGAGGCGACUGUGCCCUCCGUCUGCUUCCAGGUUCCUCCCACCAAUAAGGAGGCUUUGAACGGUGUCACAGGACUGGAUGGCAAUCUCCAGAGGUUGCUGAUGCUGUGGCAGACGAUGAAUGUGGACAUGAAGAGUCUUCUGUCAUGGCAGUACCUGAUGAGAGACAUCCACAUCAUCAACUCCUGGAACAUCACAAUGUUUAAGACCCUCAAAGUGGAAGAGUACCGCCUGGCACUGAGGAACCUGGAGCAGCACUACCAGGACUUCCUGAGAGACAGCCAGGACUCUCAGCUUUUUGGGGCAGAGGACCGCCUGCAAGUAGAGAAUGGCUACAAUAAGGCCAACCAGCGCUACAACACACUGGUCAGCUCUAUGGAACAAGGCUAUGUGGCACCCAAAGGAGGUGAGCAGGACGAGUCUGUGUGCAAGACCUACCUGACCAAGCUCAAGGAUCUGCGUCUGAGACUGGAGGGCUGUGAGACCCGCACCGUCACACGCCUCCGCCAGCCUGUGGAGAAGGAGCCACUUAAAGCCUGUGCUCUUAAGACUGCUGAGCAAACGAAAGUCCAGUCAGAGUUGGAGGGUUUGAAGAAAGACCUGAACUCAAUGGCUGAGAAGACGGAGGAGGUGCUGGUCUCCCCUCAGCCAUCCGGCACAGCUCCAAUGCUGCGCUCCGAGCUCGACCUCACACUGAAGAAGAUGGAGCAAAUUUAUAGCCUGUCUUCUGUCUACCUGGACAAGUUGAAGACCAUUGACGUUGUGAUCAGAAGCACCAAAGACGCAGAGGACGCCUUGAUGAGCUAUGAGAGCCGUCUGCGUGAUGUCACCAAGGUGCCAACCGAUGAAAAGGAGGUGGAGAAUUACCGCAGCCAGCUUAAGAAAAUGCAAGGUGAGGCAGAGGCCGACCAGAAAGUAUUCGAUCGGCUGCAGGAGGAGCUCAAGAGGGCGAUGGCCAUCAACGACCGCAUGACGCGAGUUCACAGUGAGCGAGAUGCCGAGCUGGAGCAUUACCGCCAGCUGGUCAGCAGCCUCCUGGAGCGCUGGCAGGCUGUGUUCGCCCAGAUUGAUCUGCGGCAGCGAGAGCUGGACCUCCUGGGACGCCAGAUGCACUCCUAUCGCAAGAGCUACGACUGGCUCAUCAGCUGGUUGGGCCAAGCCAAGCAGCAGCAGGAGAAGAUCCAAGCUGUGCCCAUUGGCGACAGCAAGGCUCUCAAGGAGCAGCUGGCACAGGAGAAGAAACUCCUGGAGGAGAUCGAGAAAAACAGAGACAAGGUUGAAGAUUGCCAGAAAUAUGCAAAGGCAUAUAUUGAUGCAGUCAAGGAUUAUGAGCUUCAGGUUGUGACGUACAAAGCACUCCAGGAUCCCAUAGCAUCUCCUUUGAAGAAAACUAAAAUGGAGUCCACAUCAGAUAACAUCAUCCAAGAGUAUGUUACUCUGAGAACCCGCUACAGCGAGCUGAUGAUUCUGACCAGCCAGUACAUCACUUUCAUCACGGAGACACAGCGUCGUCUGGAGAACGAAGAGAAAGCUACUGAAAAACUAAAGGAAGAGGAGAGGAAAAAGAUGGCAGAAAUGCAGGCGGAGUUAGACAAACAAAAACAGUUAGCUGAGGCCCAUGCAAAAGCUGUGGCCAAAGCAGAACAAGAAGCCCAGGAGCUGAAGUUGAAAAUGAAAGAUGAGGCCAGCAAAAGGCAAGAUGUCGCUGUGGAUGCUGAAAAACAGAAGCAGAGCGUUCAGCAAGAGCUGCAACAGCUUAGGAGCCUGUCUGAGCAGGAGGUCAAGUCCAAGAAUCAGCAAGUGGAAGAGGCUCUGCUCAGCCGCACCAAGGUAGAGCAGGAGAUCAACAUCAUCAGAGUUCAGUUAGAGACCACAAUUAAACAGAAGCAAACAGCUGAGACUGAGCUGCAGCAGCAUAGAGCCAAGGCUUCUGAGGCUGAGAAGCUGAGGAAAGCUGCUCAGGAAGAGGCAGAGAGGCUUCGUAAGCAGGUGACAGAAGAGACUCAGAAAAAGAAACAAGCGGAGGAAGAGCUUAAACACAAAUCUGAGACUGAGAAAGAGGCUGCCAAGCAGAAACAGAAAGCAAUGGACGAGCUACAGAAAUUCAAAAUGCAAGCCGAAGAGGCAGAGAGGCGCAUGAAACAGGCUGAGGAGGAGAAACAGAGGCAGAUCAAGGUAGUCGAGGAGGUGGCACAGAAGACGGCUGUUACUGAGCUACAAAGCAAACGCAUGGCGUUUGAUGAAAAGGCAACUAAGCUUGAGGAAUCGCUGAAGAAAGAACAGGGCACCGUCCUUCAGCUGCAGGAGGAGGCUGAAAAACUCAAGAAACAACAAGAUGAAGCUAACCAAGCCAGAGAACAAGCAGAGAAAGAGCUUGAGAUGUGGAGACAGAAGGCCAAUGAGGCUCUGCGGUUAAGGCUUCAGGCUGAGGAAGAAGCCCACAACAAGAGUCAGGCUCAAGAGGAAGCUGAGAGGCAGAAGGUGGAGGCUGAGCGAGAUGCUAAGAAAAGGGCUAAGGCGGAAGAAGCUGCACUAAAACAAAAGGAAAAUGCAGAGAAAGAGCUGGAAAAACAGAGAAAACUAGCAGAACAAACAGCUCAGCAAAAGCUGUCUGCAGAGCAGGAGUGUAUACGCUUAAAAGCUGACUUUGAACAUGCUGAACAACAGAGGACCCUCUUGGAUGGUGAGCUCCAGCGCUUAAAAAAUGAGGUAAAUGCUGCUGAAAACCAGAGAAAACAACUGGAGGAGGAACUGGCUAAAGUCAGGAGUGAAAUGGAUGCUCUUCUUCAGGUGAAGCUAAACGCUGAGAAGGAAAUGACAACUAACACAGAGAAAAGCAAGCAGCUUCUUGAAUCCGAGGUGCAGAAAAUGAAACACCUCGCUGAAGAAGCAGCCAGACUGAGAUCAGUCGCAGAGGAGGCUAAGAAGCAGCGGCAGAUGGCAGAGGAAGAUGCAGCUCGUCAAAGAACUGAGGCUGAAAAGAUACUGAAAGAAAAACUGGCUGCCAUCAAUGAGGCAACUCGUCUUAAGACUGAGGCUGAGAUUGCCCUGAAAGAGAAAGAAGCAGAAAAUGAAAGACUUAAAAGACAAUCUGAGGAUGAAGCCUAUCAGAGAAAGCUAUUGGAGGACCAAGCAUCGCAGCAUAAGCAGGACAUUGAGGAGAAAAUCUUACAGCUGAAGAACUCAUCUGACUCUGAGCUGGAGCGGCAGAAAAAGAUUGUCGAGGAGACACUUCAUCAAAGGAAGGUGGUUGAAGAGGAGAUCCGUAUCAUCAAACUCAACUUUGAGAAAGCAUCAAGAGGCAAGAUUGAUUUGGAACUGGAAUUGAACAUGCUGAAAAGCACUGCAGACGAAACACAGCAGAGCAAGCUCAAGGCUGAGGAAGAGGCUGAGAAGCUGAAAAAGCUUGCUGUACAGGAAGAGAAGAAGAGGAAAGAGGCAGAGGAGAAAGUUAAGAGGAUUACUGCAGCAGAGGAAGAAGCAGCAAGACAAUGCAAGGCUGCUCAGGAGGAAGUUGAACGCCUCAAAAAGAAAGCCAGCGAAGCCAAGAAACAGAAAGAGGAAGCUGACAAACAGGCAGAAAAACAGAUCGUAUUAGCCAAAGAGGCAGCGCAGAAAUGUAGUGCUGCAGAGCAGAAAGCACAAGAUGUCCUCAGUAAAAAGAAAGAGGACAGUCUUGCUCAGGACAAGCUAAAAGAGGAGUUUGCAAAUGCCAAGAAACUUGCACAAGCUGCUGAGAAAGCCAAAGGCAAAGCAGAGAAAGAGGCUGCCUCACUUCGUGAAAAAGCAGAGGAAGCUGAAAAGCAGAAGAAAUCCGCAGAGGAGGAAGCUGCCAAACAAGCCAAAGCUCUAAAGGAUGCAGAGAGGCUCAGGAAGGAAGCCGAGCAGGAGGCUUCCAGGCGAGCAGAUGCUGAGGCAGCAGCUCUAGAACAGAAGCGGCAGGCUGACACGGAGAUGGCCAAGCACAAAAAACAAGCCGAACAAACGCUCAAGCAGAAGUCUCAGGUUGAGAAGGAGCUGACAAAGGUUAAGAUACAAUUAGAUGAGACUGAUAAGCAGAAAGCUGUCCUGGAUGCAGAGCUGCAGCGAUUAAAGGGUGAGGUAAAUGACGCAGUCAAACAAAAAGCUCAGGUUGAGGAUGAACUGUCCAAGGUCAGGAUCCAGAUGGAGGAGCUGCUGAAGCUUAAGCUGAAGAUUGAAGAAGAAAAUAAGCGCCUCAUAAAGAAAGACAAAGAUAACACACAGAAAUUCCUCGCAGAGGAGGCAGAGAAAAUGAAGGCCCUGGCAGAGGAUGCUGUCAGGCUUAGUGUGGAAGCUCAAGAAACAGCUAGACAGAGACAGAUUGCAGAGUCUGACCUUGCUGAACAGCGCACUCUUGCAGAUAAAAUGCUCAAGGAGAAAAUACAGGCUAUCCAAGAGGCUGCCACAUUGAAAGCUGAGGCAGAGGAGCUCCAGAGACAGAAGGACCAGGCACAGGAAAAAGCUCAAAAACUACUCGAGGACAAACAACAGAUGCAGCAGCGCCUUAAUGAGGAGACAGAGGGCUUCCAAAAGUCAUUAGAAGCUGAGCGCAGGAGGCAGCUCGAAGUUUCAGCUGAGGCAGAGAAAUUGAAACUCAGGGUUAAAGAGCUCAGUGAUGCUCAGUCUAAGGCAGAAGAGGAGGCCAGGAAAUUCAGGAAACAGGCUGAUGAAAUUAGAGCUCGUCUUGAAGAGAAAGAGAAACAAACUGCAGAUAAAGUUGUUGUGGAAAGGCUGGAGGCACAGAGAUUACAGAGCACCAAAGAAGCUGAUGAGUUGCGCAAUGCCAUUGCUGGCCUUGAGAAGGAGAAGGCGAAAUUGAAGAAAGAGGCUGAGGAACUUCAGAAUAAGUCUAAAGAGAUGGCACAAGCCCAACAAGAGCAGAUUGAGCAAGAGAAAACAACUCUACAACAGACGUUCCUUACAGAGAAGGAGUUGCUGCUGAAAAGGGAGAAGGCCAUUGAAAAAGAGAAAAAGAAGCUUGAAGAACAAUUUGAAGAUGAGGUAAAAAAGGCUAAAGCUCUCAAAGAUGAGCAAGAGCGUCAACGAAAGCAAAUGGAAGAGGAAAAAAUAAAACUUCAAGCCACCAUGGAUGCUGCUUUGAAAAAGCAAAAGGAUGCUGAGGCAGAGAUGAAGACGAAACAAAAAGAAAUGGAAGACCUUGAAAAGAAAAGACUUGAACAGGAAAAACUUCUGGCAGAGGAGAACAAAAAGCUUAGAGAGAAACUGAAGAAGUUGGAGGUUGCUCCCAAACCAGCCACAUCCGAGACCAAGGAAACUGAAGUCCAGACUGAUAAAGUUCCUGAGGAGCAGUUAAUUGCUAUGACAAUGGUAGAAACUACAAAGAAAGUUUUCAAUGGCUCAGUUGAGGUGGAUGGUAGGAAGAAAAAUGCAGAAUCAGCAUUAGCAUUUGAUGGUAUUAGAGAGCGGGUUCCUGCAGAAAGACUCCAUGAUAUUGGUAUCCUUACCAAAAAGGAAUUUGACAAACUGAAAAAAGGCAAAGCCACUGUGCAAGACCUAGGACAAAAUGUUAAAGUUAAAUCAUGUCUCAAGGGCCAGAAUAGUGUUGGUGGCAUACUGACCCCAUCAAAAGAGAAAAUGAGCAUCUAUCGUGCCAUGAAAGAGAAGAAAAUUACUCCCAACAUUGCCACAAUGCUUUUAGAAGCUCAAGCAGCUUCUGGUUACAUUAUUGAUCCAGUAAAAAACAAGAUGCUAUCUGUGGAUGAGGCUGUUAAGGAUGAGCUAAUUGGCCCUGAGCUUCAUAACAAAAUGCUCUCAGCAGAGAGAGCAGCAACCGGUUUCAAAGAUCCCUAUACUGGUGCCAAAAUCUCCCUCUUUGAAGCAAUGAAAAAGGGACUCAUUGAAAAGGACCAGGCUAUCAAGUUCCUGGAUGUGCAGCUUGCAACUGGUGGAGUAAUUGACCCUAUUAAUAGUCAUAGAGUACCCCUUCAGACAGCCUAUAAACAGGGUCAGUUUGAUGAAGACAUGAACAAGAAACUAGCUGAUCCCAGUGAUGAAAUCAAAUUAUUCAUUGAUCCCAGUACUCAGGAACAUCUCACUUACAAGCAGUUACUUGAAAGGUCCACCAAGGAUGAAGAGACAGGCUUGCUAAUCUUACCGGUCACAGAGAAAGCUGCUCAAACUGAAGUAACCUACACAGAUGAGCAGACUAAAGAGAUAUUGAGUAAAUCAAAUGUCACUGUUCCUUUUGGAAGAUUCAAAGGCAAAACUGUCACCAUUUGGGAAGUCAUCAAUUCAGAGUACUUUACUGAAAUACAGAGAAAGGAUUUGAUUCGCCAGUACAGGACAGGCAAAAUCACGGUAGAAAAGAUUAUAAAAAUUGUGAUCACUGUUGUGGAAGACAAAGAGAAGAAGAAUGAAAAUAUAUUUGAUGGUGUCAGGGCUCCAGUGUCUGCCAGUGAACUUUUAGAAUCGAAGAUCAUAAACAAAGACUUAUUCAAUAAAUUGAGCAAUGGGAAGGUAACCGCUAAAGAGAUCUCUGAGAUGGAGUCUGUAAAGAAAGCACUGAAAGGAACAGACAGCAUUUCUGGAGUGAUGAAUGAAUCAACCAAGGAGAAAAUGUCAUUCUAUCAAGCUAUGAAGAAGGAGAUAAUGUCACCAGAGACCGCAGUGAACCUUCUGGAAGCUCAAGCAGCAACUGGAUAUGUAAUUGACCCUGUCAAAAAUGAGAAGUUCACUGUUGAUGAAGCUGUUAAAUCAGGUCUUGUUGGCCCAGAGCUACAUGAAAGACUUCUGUCUGCAGAGAGAGCUGUCAAUGGCUACAAAGAUCCAUACACGGGAAGAACUAUAUCUUUAUUUGAAGCCAUGAACAAAGGCCUCAUAAAGAGAGAACAUGGCAUUCGUCUAUUUGAAGCACAGCUCUCAACUGGAGGAAUAAUCGACCCUGUUAAAAGCUAUCACAUUCCAAAUGAGGUUGCUUGCAAACGUGGCUACUUUGACGAGGAAAUGACAAAGACUUUUAACAAGAACACUGAGGAAACAGAGGUUUUCUACGAUCCUAACUCAUCACAGAAUGCUUCCUAUGGACAACUCAUGAAGCAAUGUGUCACAGACAAAGAGACUGGACUUCCAUUGCUUCCUCUAUCAAAGAAAGCCUUAAAGUCAAAAGAAGAACAUAAAAUUACUGAGGCCAAAACUAAAGAGAAUUUGGACCAGGCAACUAUGGAGUUAGAGUAUGGACCUUUCAAAGGAAGAAAAGUCACAAUUUGGGAGAUCAUACACUCUGAAUACAUCACUGAGGAAAAGAGAAUAGAGUUGAUAAGACAAUAUAGAAUAGGCCAAGUGACAAUUGAAAGGCUGAUUAAGAUAGUGGUCACAAUGGUUGAGGAAAAAGAGGACAGAACGAAGGAAAAGGCUUGCUUUGAAGGACUUAGAGCACCUGUCACUGCCAGCUCAUUGCUUGAUUCCCACAUCAUUGAUAAGGCUACUUUUGAUCAACUCCAGCAAGGCAGGAAGCAACCUAAGGAAAUUAGUGACACUGAAACAGUCAGGAAGUACUUGCAGGGUACAGACUGCAUUGCAGGUAUAACUUUGGGGGAGUCAAAGGAGAAAUUAAGCAUAUAUCAAGCAAUUAAAAAUAACAUUUUGCAACCAAACACUGGGCUUGCACUACUUGAGGCCCAAGCAGCAACUGGUUUCAUUAUUGAUCCGGUCAAAAAUCGGAAGCACUCUGUGGAUGAUGCUGUAAAGGUGGGAGUUGUUGGCCCAGAGCUUCAUGAAAAACUUCUCUCAGCUGAAAAGGCAGUGACUGGAUACAAAGACCCAUACACAGGCAAUAAGAUUUCACUAUUCCAAGCAAUGAAGAAAGAGCUAGUAUCACGAGAACAUGCUAUCCCUCUUCUAGAGGCUCAGUUUACAACUGGAGGGCUCAUUGACCCAGUCAGCAGCCACCGAGUUCCCAAUGAUGUAGCCAUUAAACGGGGCUACUUCAGCAAGCAAAUGGCUAAAUCCUUCAAUGAACCUUCAGGGGACAUUAAAGGCUUCUAUGAUCCCAAUACCAGUGAAUGUGUUACCUACAAGCAGCUGCUGGAGAAAUGUGUAAACGAUCACACUUCUGGUCUGUGCUACCUGCCUCUUUCAAAGGCUGAAGCUCUAGCCCCUGUUGAAAAGUCCUAUCAGUACUCAGAAGAACAGGCCCAGACUGACUUAGCUGACACUCAAGUAGAUAUCCCACAUGAGAGUUUUGCUGGAAAGAGUGUGACCCUAUGGGAUGUAAUGAAGUCAAACCUGCUUCCAGAUGGGGAGAGCUGCCGCCUCCUGGAACAGUAUCGCUUAGGGCAAAUCACAAAAGAGAGAAUGCUAAUCAUCAUUAUUGAAAUCAUUGAACAAAGGGAAAUUCUAAAGACAGAGCAGAGCAUGUCAUGUGAUGUAAUAAGAAGAAGAGUUACAAUUGAGGAGCUUUACAGUGCUAGAAUUAUUGACUUGCAAACAUACCACCAAUUAAAACAAGAACAGAUAACUAUUCGUGAGGUAAUGGAAAUGCCAUCUGUAAAACAGUACCUCUUUGGUACUGGUUGUAUAGCUGGCAUUAUGUCAGACAACCCUCCAAGGAUCAGCAUUUACCAGGCUAUGAAGAGGGGUCUCAUUAAGCCUGAGAUUGCUUUAAAUCUCCUUGAGGCCCAGGCAGCAACAGGAUUCAUGAUUGAUCCAGUGAAAGAUGAGCUUCUGACUGUUGAUGAGGCUGUACGCAAGGGACUCGUAGGCCCUGAGAUGCAUGACAAACUUCUGUCUGCUGAGAGAGCAGUUACAGGUUAUAGGGAUCCAUACAGUGGGAAAGUAAUUUCUCUCUUCCAGGCAAUGAAAAAGGACCUUGUUCCUGAGGAUUAUGCCCUUCGGCUUUUGGAGGCCCAGAAUGCCACUGGGGGAUUGAUGGAUCCUGAAUAUUAUUUCCACCUCCCCACUGAUGUUGCCAUGCAACGCGGCUAUAUCAACAAGGAGACACAUGACAUAAUAUCUGAUCCUAACGGGGAUGUGAAAGAUUACACUGAUCCAACUACAGAUGAUAAACAGUCCUAUGUCCAGCUAUUGAAAAGAUGCAAAGUUGAUAAAGAAAGUGGUUUGCGUUUGCUGUCACUGGCAGACAGAAGGCUUCUCUUCAAAGGUCUCAGAAAGCAAAUUACUGUGGAUGAGCUGCUUCGCUCUCAGAUCAUUGACCAAAAGACAUACAAUGAACUUACUGAGGGUGUCAUUACAGUGGAAGAGUUAAGCAGAGACCUUAAGAAGUAUCUGGAGGGUAUCAGCUGUAUUGCUGGGGUAUAUGUUGAAUCUAGCAAAGAUCGUCUGUCAAUCUAUCAAGCAAUGAAGAAGAACAUGAUUAGACCAGGGACUGCUUUUGAGCUUCUUGAGGCCCAAGCAGCAACAGGAUAUGUCAUUGAUCCUAUUAAGAACCUAAAGCUCAAUGUCAGUGAAGCAGUUAAAAUGGGAAUUGUUGGCCCUGAAUUCAAAGAUAAACUCCUCUCUGCUGAGCGGGCUGUAACAGGCUACAAGGACCCUUAUUCUGGCAAGAUCAUCUCUCUCUUCCAGGCUAUGAAAAAGGGCCUCAUUCUUAAAGACCAUGGCAUUCGCCUGUUGGAGGCUCAAAUUGCUACUGGUGGAAUCAUUGAUCCAGAGGAGAGCCAUCGCUUGCCAGUUGAAGCAGCUUAUGACCGUGGCCUCUUUGAUGAGGAAAUGAACGAAAUCCUCACCGACCCUUCUGAUGACACUAAAGGUUUCUUUGACCCUAAUACUGAGGAAAACCUCACCUAUCUCCAGCUCAUGGAGAGAUGCAUGAUAGACCCACAGACUGGACUUGCUCUUCUACUUUUGAAAGAAAAGAAGCGUGAGAGAAAGACAUCCUCAAAGUCAUCUGUGCGCAAACGCAGAGUAGUCAUUGUGGACCCAGAGACAGGCAAAGAAAUGUCUGUUUAUGAGGCUUAUCGCAAAGGACUUAUUGACCACCAGACCUACAUGGAACUGGCAGAGCAAGAGUGUGAAUGGGAGGAGAUUACAAGAACCUCAUCUGAUGGGGUUGUGAAAUCCAUGAUCACUGACAGGAGGUCAGGCCGCCAAUAUGAUAUUGACGAUGCAAUCUCAAAGGGCCUGAUUGACAAGUCCGCUCUGGAUCAAUACCGUGCGGGAACUUUGUCCAUCACAGAGUUUGCAGACAUGCUCUCUGGAAACAUGAGUGGUGUCAGAUCACGUUCUUCCUCCUUUGGCUCCUCUUCCUCUUACCCCAUGAGCCCAGUGCCUUCUAUCAAAACCCCAGCAACCACAUGGAAUGACCCAACAGAGGAGACCGGACCUGUGGCUGGUAUCCUGGACACAGACACACUGGAGAAGGUGUCUGUCACAGAGGCCAUGCACAGAAAUCUUUUGGACAAUAUCACAGGUCAAAGGUUGCUGGAGGCUCAGGCCUGCACAGGAGGCAUUAUUGACCCAAAUACUGGAGAAAAGUUCUUAAUUGCAGAUGCAGUGAACAAAGGACUCGUAGAUAAGAUCAUGAUUGACCGCAUCAAUCUUGCCCAGAAGGCCUACAAUGGCUUUGAGGACCCAAGAACCAAAACCAAAAUGUCAGCAGCCCAAGCGCUAAAGAAAGGAUGGCUGUAUUAUGAGGCUGGACAACGAUUCCUUGAGGUCCAAUAUCUUACCGGUGGACUAAUUGAACCAGAUGUUUCCUCCAGAGUAUCUAUAGAUGAGGCUGUAAAAAACGGCACUUUAGAAGCACGCACUGCACAGAAGCUUCGAGAUGUUAGUGCAUAUUCUAAAUACCUCACAUGCCCUAAAACAAAGCUUAAAAUCUCCUACAAGGAUGCUAUGGAUAGAAGCAUGGUGGAAGAAGGGACUGGUCUGCGACUGCUAGAAGCAUCAUCUCAAUCAAGCAAAGGCCUCUACAGUCCCUACAACAUUAGUGGGUCAGGCUCAGCUACUGGGUCACGGUCUGGUUCACGAACUGGUUCCAGGUCAGGAUCUAGAAGGGGUAGCUUUGAUGCCACAGGUUCCAGUUUCACCACAACGACCUUCUCCUCAUCAUAUGGCUCACCCAGCUAUGGCCGCAGAUAUUGAUAGUUUAAUUUAAGUGGAGCAAAUGCUUUUUUGAGGAGAAAAUGUUUAACGCUAUACACCCACAGUGCUCAUCGGAUAUCUGAUUUUCAAAGAAAAAGACUACCUUUAUUCUGCUCUGCAUGUGGUUGUUACAAGAAUUUUGAUAUUAAGUUCUAUUACAGUCUAAACAUACUUGUUCGCAAUACAUUUUAUUUUAUUUUUUAAAAUUACAACUUAUGUUGACACCAUUUAUACUAUCUUAUCAAAUCAGAUUUAUCAUACUUUAUACAUUUGCAAACUGAAAAGCUGUAUUAUUUUACUCUGAAUUUACAAUAUCUGUGACAAAGUUUUCAUUGAUAAAAUAUCUGAAACAUUUUCUAUAUUUCGAGCUAUAAAUGUCACAAAAGUUUUAGGGUUGUAUGAUUACUAGAUUUUGUUUGCUCGGUAUGUUUUAUGCUAUGUUGUAACCAGAAGUGUUUGUGUCAGUUUAUCUUGUUUUAUCAUAAACUACAUUGAGUGUAAAAACAAGCUGUUAAGCAGAAAUUUCUGUACAUGUGUAUAUUUAUUAGUAGUAAAAAAGUAGCUGAACAAAGAAGAAUGCCACUCUGCAGAGCAGAAUAAGGAGUCCCCAGACAAUUAUUGAAACUUGGGAUUUGCUGGGGUUUGCUUUAAGAAUGUCAAGCUCGAAGAUCUUUUUCCAUCCCGGCUACACUGCCACCUGUACUCUGCCAAUAUCUAAGCUCCCCUUUCCCAGUUUUCAUUCAGAUAACCUGGGAAUGAACUCAUGUCUCCAGAGAAUAACUACCCAACAAGUUCAAACGUCCGUUCUUUGUUCAUGUUUAACCUCAUCAAACACCUUCACAAACAGACAUGACCUUUGGAUACUAACUUCAGUCAUUAAAUUGACACUUCCAAAUGAAGAACAAGGAGCUAAACGUAGCACAUCUAAUGGCCUUGUUGCCCAGUAUAACCAUCACCAUUAUCAUUGGACAGCUCCUGACAAGGCCAUCAUAUGUAAGCCAGUGCUUCUCUGGACACCUAAAACAUAUUCCUGUCUCAAAACCGAUCAUCUCUCCAGCUCUUUGCUCUGAUAUGGACCCAUGGUAUUAUACUGGACUGUCAUUGGCUGUAAUCAGUGAUCAUACCCAGGAGUACAUCACAAGCCAGGAUCCACAUCUUAUUUUCACACAACAUGAGAUUCAUUCACCAGUGGACUAUUUUGAAUGUUACAACUAAUCUUGAAGUCAUGAAAACAGUUUCAGGCUAGCUCGAAAUCAUGCUUUUGUAAGUGCCUGCCAAAUACUGUGUAAUAUACUGGAGAUAUGUACAGAAUAUAAAGAUUGGGCGGUGCUCAAACUGUAAAUUGACUGAUGCAUGACUGAACAAACACUAUCCAUAACUCUGAAUAACAAAAUUUCUCUGUUAUCAGUUAAUCCUUUCUACAAAACUAUUAUACCACAUCUUAACCUUAAAACAAUAACAGGUUGUUUCAAUGUCAUAAUGCUCAAAUUCACAUGGGGCUAAAUGUAUGGUUUGAAUGUCUAAUGUAUGUAACUAUUCAAAGAAUAAUCAGAAUAUUUUUUUUCCUGGGAAAAUCCUCACAGGAAAUUAAUGUAAAGCAUUGUAUUUAAUGUAUAUUGCUAUUUAGAUAGAACACUAUCGCUGAAAGCCAUUAAUUUUAAGCAAUGAUUUUUUUCCAUUUAUUUUUGUUUUUAUUUUGAAAAAGAUCUUUAAGCUUUGUCACUUAUUGCCAUUGAACCUGGUAUUUGUUUGAUAUACAUUUUCCGUCGUAAGGCAUUGUGUUCUUUCAGUCUCCAUUUUAUUUUGAUAUGAAAUAUUUUUGCUCUGCAUGUUUUACUAAAGUUGAAAAGAUUCAUCAUAUCUGCUUUUCCCUUGUGUUAUUGCAUUUUAAAAGGUCUGAAGGAUUUAUUUUAAUAAGAUGGGGUAUAAAGGCCUUGUUCAAGAUGGUGUAUUUAUAGUUCAAUGGUGGAAAGGAAUUUUAAUGUAACACCUUACAUAAUGUAAAUAAACAUGAAAAAUAG
Lampris incognitus (smalleye Pacific opah) is the source of this 16148-nucleotide messenger RNA. It is a transcript of the gene pleca, whose product is annotated as plectin a. The transcript is spliced from 34 exons. Gene Ontology annotation, cellular component: membrane; cell junction; cytoskeleton. Gene Ontology annotation, biological process: intermediate filament bundle assembly; wound healing. Gene Ontology annotation, molecular function: protein binding; keratin filament binding; structural molecule activity. NCBI's taxonomy places the organism in Eukaryota, Metazoa, Chordata, Actinopteri, Lampriformes, Lampridae. The record is from RefSeq and is a predicted model, not a curated record. The coding region runs from base 457 to 14127 and encodes 4556 amino acids.